AUGGAGCACGCGGGAGAUGCUCCGCCCGAGGAUGAUGGUGGGGAUGCCGUCAUCCACUCGUCCGAUGAGGAGGAACCGCUCGACUUUCGCACCGCCGGGCAGCGCAAAACGCAGCCGUCUUCGGUCAAAAGCAAACGGCCGCCCUCGGCCAACCGAUCAUCCGCUCCCAAGUCGGCAGGCCAGCCUCCAGCUGGCUCAGCUUUGGCUCGGCUCCUGGCUUCGGCUGAAGCCUCUGUGACAAACCCCAAUGCUUUGCCCAAGGCCAUGCCCCCUGCCGCAGCAGACGCGGUCAUGGCUGCAGCGACUGUAGCAGUGCCACAACCACAGACACCUCGGCCCGCGAGCCAUGCCAAGGAUCGUCGCUUGGCCUCCAGAGGCAACUCGGUCGGACCCAAACCCAGCACGCCUAGCGUUACUGGACCUUCAACGCUGGCAACCCAGGCGCCCGCCGAUGGCGGGUUCCAGUGGGCUGGUAUGGAUCAGAUUCGUCGUCUACAGGAAGAGAAUCUACAGCUACUCCAGCAAUUGGAUGACCGAAACGAGCGCCUGGAAGAACUUGAGGCUCGACUCCAGGAAUCGAGUGCCGAUCAGGUCGAGGACGCCCUCCCCAAUAACAUGCGUGAGGCCGCAUCCAAGAUUCAGGCCCUUGGCAAGAAAAACCGCGAACUUCAAGCCAGUGCCAACGCCCACAAAGCCAAAGCCACCAAGCUCACCAAGAAGAUUGGCGAACUGGAAUAUGCCAUUCUGGGUUUGGAACGAGAGGUGGCCAAGGAGCGGCGCAAAGUCCAGCGGUUUCAAGCCCAGUCUGAUGGGGACGUGAGCAGUGUCACCCCCAGCUCCCCUCACCCCGACAGCUCGCAGUCAGACAAGAAGGAAUCGGAAAAGCUCAGCGAAUAUCGCUCCGAGAUUCAAACUCUAAAAAAGCACCUUCAAACCGCUCUCAACGCCCUGGAGAAAGAACUCGGCGAUAGUGUGCCAUUGACAGUCAUUUUGAACGGCGAGAGCAAUUGGAAAGGCCGUGCCGAACAAAUUGCCUUGCUCAAGGCCAAGGUUCUAACGGAGUACCAGGGAGACCGGAGUGGCCGGACCAGCAUGGCGUCACAACGAUCGACCAUGCGUGCCGGGGCCAACGAUGCUCGGCAACGAGAGGCCUUGCGAGAGUUGGAAGCAAAGCGCAAACAGGAACUGGAUGCCGCGCAGUCGCAAGCCGCCUCGCUGCAGGAGGACCACGAUCGCCUCAAGAUCAAACACAGCAAUUUGCGCACCCGAUACAAAACCGUUAGUGAGGAACUCAAAUCCCUGCGUGCUGCCGACGCAGACCACAGUGCCAAACAGCUCGAGUUACAGGAACAGAUUGUCGCUCUUGAACAAGAGAAGGAAGAACAAGCGACUCGUUUGCGCACGCUGGAACAGGAGCACAGCAAGCCGCGCGUUCAACACGUGCAGGGCGACAGCGCGGCAUCCGCUCAGCAGAUCAAGCACUACGGCCCACCUCAAGUCGUGGAAGCACUACUCCAUCAUUUCCAAUUGGUGCAGGAUGCGGAGGCACAGGCUCGUGUGGCUGAGAUUGAGCGCGAUCGCUUUCGAGAAUUGCAUGACGUGUACAAGCGGGAUCUUGAAGCCGUGCAACAGGCGCUGCUUGAUGCCCAACUUCAGCUUAAACAGCUGCGUCUGCGGGCUGCCCCCACCGAUGUCGGGAACAGCGAUGCCGAGGUCUUGGCCAAGCAAGUGGAGCUGGCGCGCGAGGAGUUGCACCUACAAAAAGCUGCCCAUCAACGGGAGCUGCAACGACGACAGGAUGAAGUAAACUUGCUUCAUACCACCAUGGGUGAAAUCAAGCGUGUUUUCGCCCAAGCUGUCAAAAAGCUGAAGACUUCAGCGGCAUGA
Messenger RNA from Monosiga brevicollis MX1, 1887 nucleotides. RefSeq lists its product as uncharacterized. Gene Ontology annotation, biological process: non-motile cilium assembly; cytoplasmic microtubule organization. The coding region runs from base 1 to 1887 and encodes 628 amino acids. NCBI's taxonomy places the organism in Eukaryota, Choanoflagellata, Craspedida, Salpingoecidae. The transcript has 8 exons. Gene Ontology annotation, cellular component: centriolar satellite. The record is from RefSeq and is a predicted model, not a curated record.